AACAAAGACAUGCUACUAGAUAAAAUGGUUGAUGUAUAUAUGUUUUGACGGGAAAUGGCCGCAGUGGGUUUUAUUAUCACAUGCCACAGGUCUAUUAACACCAGAAGCACACACUUUGUUACAAAUUAAUGAAAAAAGGAUGUUUAAGCCUUUUGAAAUAGUGCAAUAUUUUCUUUUUCUUUCAAUCAUUGUGCUGUCUGAAGGCUGGUGGUUGAGAAAAAGAGAGAAAUGUUACGAAGACAUCGGUUGUUUCAACAAUAGAGCGCCUUUUGACAACCUUCGUCUGCUCGGGAAAAAAUUCUUGCCUAAAGAUCCCAACACAAUACAGACCCGAUUUUACCUUUAUACUAGGGUAAAUCAAAAUCUUGGCAAAGAGCUUCAUCUAGAUAACCAUGCAUCUGUAUUUUCGUCAAACUUUGAUCCAGCAAGAAAGACUGUGUUUAUCAUUCAUGGGUUUUCUGCAAGUUCAACGGAUUAUCGACUGGUGGAUAUGAAAGAGGCGUUCUUGACAAAGUUUGACUACAACAUUAUAAUGGUGGACUGGUCCCCGGGGGCUAACCAUGUCUGUUACCUCCAGGCUGCGGCCAAUACAAGAGUCGUAGGAGCGGUAACAGCUAGACUGCUGAGAGCACUGAGGGACAGGCACUCCCUGUCUUAUAGUGAGGUCCACCUGGUGGGGCACAGUCUCGGGGCUCAUACGUGUGGUUAUGUUGGCAGACGGGAGAGGGGGGUUAGCCGUAUAACAGGUCUGGAUCCGGCUGGACCUUUCUUUGAGGACUCGGAGUCUCCUGUUCGCCUGGAUCCUUCUGAUGCUGUUUUUGUGGACGCCAUCCACACCGACGGCAGAAAAUAUUUUGGGUUUGGGAUCAUUCGUCCAGUGGGCCAUGUUGAUUUUUAUCCCAACAAUGGAAAACACCAACCUGCCUGUAAAUCGAGGAAACUGAAAUCCAUUAAGAAACUAAUUUUUGGACAGUUGGAAAGUUUAUCGAGAGAUAUCGCCUGCAGUCAUAUGAGAUCCAUCCUCCUCUUCACAGAAUCCAUUAGAUCCGCCUGUCCAUUUACAGCCUGCACACGAUGCACAUCAUGUGAGAAGAAAUGUGCGUCCAUGGGACAGAAUGUGAAUACUACGGCCAGAGGAAGUUAUUAUCUGACCACUGAUCCGGCGUCCCCUUUCUGUCAGCAAUAAUAUACGAGGGCUGUUCAAUAAAUAAUGUCCUCGGUGCUCAGAAAGAAGCAAAAGACGCUUUUCAAUGAUUUAGUCUUAAUAAUUUAACUUAAUAUUCUCUUUCAAUUAAAACCCAUGUCGAUAAAAUUUUUUAUCCAACUUCUGAUUGUUUUUAGAACUCAUUUUUGGGUAUCACCCGUAGUAUACUGGAAAAUGGCAGAUCUUAUGAUUUCCUGGACUAGCUUCUUCGUUCUGAAAGGUGUUUUUUCAAGUUUGGAAAAUGAAACAAGUCAAAAGGCGAAAGAUCUUGCGAAUAUUGUUAGUGUGAAAAAAAUUCAUUUUCUAUUUAUCCCAAAAACUCCUUCACUCUUCAUGGCGUGCAGGCGUGGACGCUGCAGAAAUUUAAUGUAGUGGAUUCCUGAUUCUGGUUCCUUCCUCUAAUUAACCUUUGAUUUUUUUGCAAAAAAAUUGCUUUCUAGACUAGCUCUUCCAGAAAU
Molecule: messenger RNA, 1662 nt
Organism: Saccostrea cuccullata (small rock oyster)
Lineage: Eukaryota; Metazoa; Mollusca; Bivalvia; Ostreida; Ostreidae
Product: inactive pancreatic lipase-related protein 1-like
Exons: 6
Coding region: 32-1186 (384 amino acids)
Biological process (GO): lipid catabolic process
Molecular function (GO): lipase activity
Source: RefSeq, a predicted model, not a curated record